Molecule: messenger RNA, 2766 nt
Organism: Cydia pomonella (codling moth)
Lineage: Eukaryota; Metazoa; Arthropoda; Insecta; Lepidoptera; Tortricidae
Exons: 1
Coding region: 5-2608 (867 amino acids)
Biological process (GO): DNA integration
Molecular function (GO): nucleic acid binding
Source: RefSeq, a predicted model, not a curated record
UGACAUGAUAACUGGGUCACAGGGUAAACUUGAAUUACUGCGAUUAUGCAAUGAAACCGCGCGAACAUUGCAAUCGGGUUGUUUUCCGUUACGAAAGUGGGUAUUCAACUUUAGCGAGCCGUUGUUAGAGUCUAAUUUCGCACUGCUGUCUGACGCGCAAACUAAACUAACGUUCGAUAAAGACUGCAAUUCAAAGACAUUGGGCAUAGGAUGGAAUAAUUACUAUGAUCAAUUUUAUUUUAACUCGCAACUUAAUUUGAUGAAAACCAAUGAUAAAGUAACCAAGCGCAUUAUUUUAUCACAUAUCUCGCAAAUUUAUGAUCCCUUAGGUUUAUUGAGUCCGACAAUUAUGCUCGCCAAGGUCUUACUCAAGCGUUUAUGGCUUCUCAAACUUGAUUGGGACGACGAAGUCCCUUCUGACGUCAUGCGCACCUGGAAUGAUUUUACUAGAGCGUUAUCAGCUGCUCUAAGCACAAUCCGUGUGCCGCGUUAUGUAAUGGGUAGCAGUAAUUAUACGCGCAUAGAAAUGCAUAUCUUUACAGACGCGUCACAGGUUGCUUAUGGCACUUGCAUUUAUAUUCGCACAAUAAAUGAUAACAUGGAAGUAUGCUCACGAUUGUUAUGUUCAAAGGGGAAAUUAAGUCCAAUUAAAGUCCUAAGUACGCCCCGAUUAGAACUUUGCAGCGCACUUCUAGGUGCUAAAUUAUAUGACAAGGUCAUACGUAGUAUUAAUUGCCAAUUUGAUGACGUCAUAUUUUAUUCCGAUUCUACUUGCGUUUUAGGGUGGUUGCGCAUGUCACCUAAUUUAUUAAAAACUUUUGUGCAGAAUCGGGUCACUGAGAUCCAUGAACUGACCAAAGCGCUUCCAUGGCGCCACGUCAGCGGUAAAGUUAACCCAGCUGACUUAGUUUCGAGAGGAGUCCGAUUAGAAGACCUAGCUGGAUCCAGUUUAUGGUGGGAAGGACCUGAAUUUCUGCAGGAUGUUAAUUUUGACCCUAAAAACAUUCCAAAACUACCGAAUUCGGACGAUUCACACGAUAUACUGCCAGAGGUUAAAUCUAACGUAGACUUAGCGCUUACCGCUAUUACAGAAGCGGCAUUAUUUCCCUUCGAGCGGUUUUCUCAGUUCUCGCGCAUGAUACACGCCACUUCUUACGUUUUACGUUUUAUUCACAACGCGCGCAAUAAGAAUAAUAAGCGUACGGGCCGUAUCAGCGUCGAGGAACUGCGGGAAUCAACAAAUUUAUUGGUCAGGCUGUCUCAACUGGAAUCAUUCCCAGAUGAGUACAAGCUAUUGACUAAUAAACAAACAAUUAAAACAAAGCAUAACUUAAGUAAGUUAAAUUUGUUUAUCGAUGAAAAUCGUGUCAUGCGAGUCGGCGGUCGUAUUGGUUAUUCGCAAUACUUUGCUUACGAAAAAAGACAUCCGAUAUUAAUAACAAGCAAACAUCACUUUACGCUUUUAUUAUUCCGCCACGAACAUAAAAAACUUUUACAUGCCGCGCCUCAAGCCCUUCUUUUUGAACUGCACGAUGCUUGGUGGCCGCUAGGUGGUAGGAACCUCGCGCGAAAGAUUUUUUAUGAUUGUGUUAUUUGUAAGCGAUUAAGAGGGAAAACCCUUACUCCUUUCAUGGGAAACCUACCCGAGGAGAGAAUUACGCCUACAUAUCCCUUUUUAACUUGUGGCGUGGACUAUGCAGGGCCAGUUUUCAUAUUGAACCGCAAAGGCAGAGGUGCUCAAACUGUUAAAGCAUAUAUUUGCUUGUUCGUUUGUUUUGUUACGCGAGCCAUCCACUUAGAGCUUGUCAGCGAUCUGACCACCGACGCUUACCUCCUAGCUCUCAAACGCUUUAUAGCUAGACGCGGCAAGCCUAACGAAAUAUUUUCGGAUAAUGGCAGGAACUUUGUGGGUUUAAUGCAUGAUUUUGCCAAGUUUUUGUCGCAAUGUAGUCCUGACAUCAUAGAUUACGCUACUAGUAGUAAUAUUAAAUUUCAUUUUAUUCCACCUUACGCGCCCCAUUUUGGUUCCCUAUGGGAAGCUGGAGUAAAAUCAUGUAAAUUUCAUAUACGCCGUGUUAUUGGAAACGCUCAUCUCACAUUCGAAGAAUUUAGCACGGCGUUAAGCCAAAUUGAAGCCGUCCUGAACUCCCGUCCUUUAUACGCCAUGUCAUCGGAUCCGCACGACUUUCUUCCUCUGAGCCCUGCGCACUUUCUCGUCGGUCGUACUUUGACGUCGCCCGCCUCAGAGGACCUUCAGCACGCGCCUGCUCAUCGACUCAACCGAUACCAGAUGGUGGAGAAGAUUAGGCAGCAUUUCUGGGCCCGCUGGUCCAAAGAGUACGUCUCCGAAUUACAGACGCGAUCCAAGUGGAGGAGCCACUGUGAAAUCCUCAAGCCAGACACACUGGUACUUAUAAAGGACGAUAAUCUGCCUCCACUAAAAUGGCAGUUGGGACGCAUCGUCCAGACUAUCCCUGGCAGAGACGGAGUGUCAAGAGUGGCAGACAUCCGUACCGCAUCCGGCAUCAUAAGACGCGCUUACACCAAAAUCUGCCCCUUGGUGUCUCAGCCAGAUGAAGAGAGGAGAGAAGCUCAAGAAUCCUCUUGAAAGCCAGAUCUUUCAAGGCCGGGGGCAUGUUCCGUACGAGACCCACCGCGACAUCUUUGGGCGGAGCGAUACAAUUGCGUAUGUCGCGUCACACAUAUCGCGGCCAAUACGGAGCCCGAUAUACGUCUUCGUCACCCUACGUCACGACAUAUUGUCCC